Equus caballus (horse) is the source of this 4984-nucleotide messenger RNA. It is a transcript of the gene SSX2IP, whose product is annotated as SSX family member 2 interacting protein. Gene Ontology annotation, biological process: intraciliary transport involved in cilium assembly. NCBI's taxonomy places the organism in Eukaryota, Metazoa, Chordata, Mammalia, Perissodactyla, Equidae. Gene Ontology annotation, cellular component: ciliary basal body; centriolar satellite. The record is from RefSeq and is a predicted model, not a curated record.
GGGAGGUGGCCGCGAGGGGCGGGGCCGGCGGGAGCCCGCGGCGGAGGCGGGGCCGGCGGCUCGGGCGCUGCGUGCCGCCGCGCCUGUGCGGGCCCUCGGGGCUGCGCGAGCGGGGCUGGGACGCCGAGUGGUGCCUCGCCGCCGCUCCCGGGGUCGUGACGAUGCCUACGUAGAAGAGUGGCAGCAGCUGGACUCAGUGUUCCCCUGCUGAACUGGCCCUCAGGUAUCCUGGCUCUGGCGAGUGCUAUGGGAGAUUGGAUGACUGUUACAGAUCCAGGUCUGUCUUCAGAAAGCAAAAAUAUCUCUCAAAAUACCUCAGAAACAAAGAUGUCUCCAUCAAGUUUAUACUCACAGCAAGUGCUAUGUUCUUCAAUACCUUUAUCAAAAAAUGUGCACAGUUUUUUCAGUGCCUUCUGCACAGAACAGAAUAUUGAACAAAGUAUUUCAUAUCUGGAUCAGGAAUUGACUACUUUCGGGUUUCCUUCAUUAUAUGAAGAAUCCAAAGGUAAAGAGACAAAGAGAGAAUUAAAUAUAGUUGCUGUUUUAAAUUGUAUGAAUGAGCUACUUAUACUUCAGCGGAAGAACCUUCUAGCUCAGGAAAAUGUGGAAACACAGAAUCUGAAACUGGGAAGUGAUAUGGACCAUCUGCAGAGCUGCUAUGCAAAACUUAAGGAACAACUGGAAACCUCCAGGAGAGAAAUGAUUGGGCUUCAGGAAAGAGACAGACAGUUACAAUGCAAGAACCGGAAUUUGCAUCAGCUACUGAAAAAUGAAAAAGAUGAGGUGCAGAAAUUACAAAAUAUCAUUGCAAGUCGAGCUACUCAGUAUAAUCAUGAUAUGAAGAGAAAAGAGCGUGAAUAUAAUAAGCUAAAGGAGCGUCUACAUCAGCUUGUUAUGAACAAGAAGGAUAAAAAAAUAGCUAUGGAGGUUUUAAAUUAUGUGGGGAGAGCUGAUGGAAAAAGAGGCUCCUGGAGGACUGGUAAAACGGAAGCCAGUUUCUUUCUCAGGAAUGAAGAUGAAAUGUAUAAAAUUCUCUUGAAUGAUUAUGAAUAUCGCCAGAAACAAAUCCUAAUGGAAAAUGCUGAACUUAAGAAGGUUCUUCAGCAAAUGAAAAAGGAAAUGAUUUCUCUUCUUUCUCCCCAAAAGCAGAAACCUAGAGAAAGAGCAGAUGAUGGUACAGGAACUGUUCUCUCUGAUGUUGAGGAAGAUGCUGGGGAACUGAAUAGAGAGAGUAUGUGGGACCUUUCCUGUGAAACUGUGAGAGAGCAGCUUACAAACAGCAUCAGGAAACAGUGGAGAAUUUUGAAAAGUCACGUAGAAAAACUUGAUAACCAAGUUUCAAAGGUACACCUAGAAGGUUUUAAUGAUGAAGAUGUAAUCUCACGACAAGACCAUGAGCAAGAAACUGAGAAGCUCGAGUUAGAAAUUCAGCAGUGUAAAGAGAUGAUUAAAACCCAGCAGCAGCUUCUACAGCAGCUUGCUACUGCGUGUGAUGAUGAUACCACUUCACUGCUGCGAGACUGCUAUUUGUUGGAAGAAAAGGAACGCCUCAAAGAAGAAUGGUCCUUAUUUAAAGAGCAAAAAAAGAAUUUUGAGAAAGAGAGACGAAGCUUUACAGAAGCCGCUAUUCGGCUAGGAUUGGAGAGAAAGGCAUUUGAAGAAGAAAGAGCCAGUUGGUUAAAGCAACAGUUUUUAAAUAUGACUACCUUUGACCACCAGAACUCAGAAAAUGUGAAACUUUUCAGUGCCUUCUCAGGAAGUUCUGAUCGGGACAAUCUUACAGUACACUCGAGGCCACAGCAGAAGAAGCCUCACAGUGUGUCUAACGGGUCUCCAGCUUGCACAUCCAAACUUACGAAAUCUCUUCCCGCUUCUCCUUCUACUUCAGACUUUUGCCAGACACGUUCCUGUGUGUCUGAACAUAGUUCAGUCAACGUGCUGAAUAUCUCUCCUGAAGAAUCUAAACCAAAUCAGGUUGGAAGAGAAUGUACAAAUCCGAAAUGGAGCGUGGCGUCCAGACCUGGGGCGCGGGAAGGUUGCUAUAGCGGAUGCUCCGUGACCUGCACAAAUUCUCAUGUAGAAAAAGAUGACUUACCUUAGACAUGUGGACUGGAAUCCUUUUCAUUAACAUGUUCAUCGCAUGUCACAUCUAAGUUGAAACAGGAUGUGUCAUAAAGUCAAUCAUCCAGAAAUAUAAGAUGGUCUGAGUUCUUUGUCUGGACUUCCCUGUUCCUCCCCCAAAGAGCUAAAAUGUUAAAUCUAUUUAAAAGGAUAUAAAAGCUUUGGAUAUGUAUUUUUAGUAACAGAAGCAUCUGGUUCUGCGAAUAAAGGAAUGUAUAGAUGUUUGGAUGGAAACAAAAGCACUAGAAUGAGUUUCCUCUUAUAGAUAUGAAAAUAGCACUUUUAGGAAACUGAUUAUUGUAAAUGUUUAAUUUUGUUUCAUAUGUAGUUGGCAUUGAAAGUUUAGCCUUUACUUGAAUGUACACUGUAGAUUUUUAACAAAGCAAGUUCUAUAUUUAUUAUGUUUAGUGUGAUUUGAAAUUUCCUCUUUCAUAUGUUUUAAAUAAAGUGAAAUUUAUGUAUGUUUUGUACAUAGAUAUACAUGAUUAUGUUUAAGAGGCUUUAAGAUUUAAAAAUUUUACACAUCCAUAAUUAUAGUAUUUCAUGCCAAUUUUUUUUAGCGAUAUUCUGUUUACAGAUGUUUUAGAACCAUGUUACGUUUAAGAAUUUUUGAACCCAUCUGAGCAAUAAAUCCUCAAAAGCUAUUCCAUGAAACUGAAUUCUUUAUAUAAUUGACAUUACUAACAUUACACUUUUGAGAUUUCUACAUCAUUAGAAAUGAGCAUUUUUAUUUUGUAUAUGUAGGAUAUAAUUUUUCAAAGGACUUUUGAUUAUAGGGUAAUAGCGCUAAGACAUCAAGAGUACCUUUGAAUAAAGCAAUUUAAGAAAAUGGGUUUAAGAUAUUUGGAUGAUAGAAGAUAGCAAGAUAUUUAAGAUAUUUGGAUGGUGAUAUUUCCUUUACCAGAUGGUUACACCAUAACACCUGUACCAGCUGGGCUUUGUAUAGUUGCCAAUAACUUUUAAUUUUUCAGUGAGGUAUUUGCCACUAAUGAUAAGGAAAUCUGACCGUGUAAAAACAUCCAAUUUUACAAUCCAGAUCCUAUGAUACUCUGGACAGACUGUGUCAUUUCAUUUUCAGAACUGAUUGCAUGUUUCUUCAUGUGUGUUGUUGUUGUUGACACUAAUAAGAAAUGCAGUCCCAGGAUUUUCAUCAAAAAGCUUUAAGUGCCUGACCUUGUUUGUGUCUGUACAUAGACGCCUCCACAGAUCCAGUCCGUGCUGGGUGUUGUAAUUUAGCCCAUCUGCCUUCCCAUUUUCUAGCAGUUCGACCACUCAACAUUUACCCUGUGUGGCUGCUCCGUUUACAUUUGUCGUAUACAAGUCUAUUUUUGUCACCUGUUCACUGUAUAACUCUCUGGGAUUGUGUAGCAGCAGCCGUUUUUUCAGGGGUGUUAGGAUGUCGAGUAUCUUCUAAGAUAUUCAUGAACUCAUAACAAAGUAACCACAUUUAUAGUCUCAGAAAGCUGGCUCUUGAGCAAAAGCAAGUUAGUCACUACCUUCAGCUUGAUGCAUGCUCACUUCUUUACUGUUUAAAAUAUUAGAAAUGACACAGAAUUUCAGAGUGCCAUAUUGCAAAGGAAGAAACCGCUGGGAUAGAAUUCUUUUGCUAUUGAGCAAUAAUGUGAUCAAAGGCAAUCAGAAAUUUUUGAAAGUAGUCCAUGAUACAUUUGUCAAAAAUUUUUUUUUUCAGGGGUUUCCAUGAUAUACUUUGCCAGAAACAAGCAUUUUAAUUCUUAAAGUGAAUCUCUUACUUUAGGGGAUGUUGCAUUCCAUGACAAUGGAUUUCUACAAAGCAGCAUCUGGUUUUCAUUGUGUUUCCAUUUUAAUGUUGGUUGAAUUCUCACGUUGGAAAGAAAAAUUCCUUGAGACUUGACUUUGAAAUCUAAGGUGUGAAAGAAACAGUAAAGUGAAAGCCAGGUUCAUUGUACUUUUGAUGAAAGUCUGCAUAGAUUUGCUAGAAGUUGUGUUUUACCAACAGCGUCAGUUUUGCUUUACUGUACAUUCCAACUCCGCACUGACUCCCAGUCACGCCAGACUUCCCAGGAUGUUGGAAUGGCUUCCGUGCUGGAAAACUCCACAUGUGAAGCUCCUGGGCUUUUAUUUCCCUUCCCUUUCUAGGUAUUUGCAGUGUGCUGAUAAUCCAGCUGUGCUGCUGUCUUCAGUUUAGCCCUGAUUAGAUGAUGGUACCACAGUGUCCUUUAGCUUCAAAGUCCUCCUGAUAAUCUUAAACAUUUUCUUGUUUAUUAAUAUGUAAAGCUGAAGUAUUUUGUACCUCAAGUUUAUUUUUACAUGGCAUAUCCAUUUUGAAUUUUCAAAGCAUAAAAUUGGCAAAGAAAAUUUAAGAUAAUUUUAUUUCCUAUUCAAAUUUUUGUAUCUUCAAUUUAUGGUGAUGAGAAACUUAAUAGAAGAAUAAUCAUACCAGAAAAUUAAAAUUUAGUAAGUAGACAUUUUCUUAUAGAAGCAAUGUAUGAAAUGUUUGGAUUCACAGUCCACAGCAGAUUAUUUUCCUCAUGGUAUAAUUAACAUAGUGUUGUGACUAGAGUUCCAUACUUCCUACCUUUGCUUACCAGACUUGUUCACAGGCUUGUGGUAACACAGUUUUUGUGGGAAAACACAUUCCAUGGUGCAUGAAGAGAAGGAGAGCGCCCUGGAGUCCAGUCUUCACCUCCCCGUGGAGCAUCUGAAAACCCCUGGAGGCCAGGAGGGGCCUGCCUGGGACGCUGCGAGCUAGCAAGCCCAUGUGUGAUUGCCCUGUUGUAAAAAUCUUCAAAGUAUGUUGCCUAAUGUAAAUCAUGCUCUUGUUUCUAGAUUGGAUUCAAAGUAAAUAUCGGUCAUGGAAGUCUAGUAAAUAUACUUUUCCCUA